Molecule: messenger RNA, 2340 nt
Organism: Hyaloperonospora brassicae
Lineage: Eukaryota; Oomycota; Peronosporomycetes; Peronosporales; Peronosporaceae
Source: the annotation of a GenBank genome assembly
AUGGCGGCCAAGUACGUCGUGAACAGCGAGCUCCGCGGCCAUGAGGGCGCAGUCCGCUGCAUCGCGUGCCUGUCGACCGACACAUUAGCUACUGGUGCGAUGGACUCUGUAGUGCGCGUCUGGAUGCGUGACUCGGACGCUGCGGUGCGCAGCUUCUCAGCCGUAGAAAGCGCAAGUAUCUUUGACCACGAGCACUGGGUCACGGCUAGCGUGGCGCUGGCCGAUGGAGAACUUGCAACUGGCAGUAUGGACAAGCGCGUUCGUCUGUUUGACGCGCAGGGUCAGCGCGUGGGACUGCUUUGCGGGCACGAAGGAGGUGUCAUUUCAUUGGCUCUCUCUACAGACAAGAAGCUGCUGCUCUCUGGCAGUUGGGACGGCACAGCGCGUGUCUGGAGCUUGGAGACGCAGAAGUGUCUGCACGUCUUACCUGGUCAUGAGAACGGCGUCUGCGUGCUUGGACUGCCUGAUGGCUCAGUGGUCACGGGCUCGACAGGUCAACAGGUGGGCAAUAGCGUGGCCGACUUCAAGCUGCGGUUCUGGAGCAAGGGAAGCUUUGAGCUGACCAAGACACUCAUGGACCAUCAAGGCCCGAUUCGACAGCUUGUCUUGGUGCCGGAUAUUGGUUUCAUGAGCUGCUCGAACGACGGAUCGAUCAAGAUCCGGACACUGGAUGGUGAUGUGGUAGUAAGUAUGGAGCACCCAAUGAAUGCAGAAGGCAAACCAGGCUUUGUGCUGGGUGUUUGUAUGCUGACCAACGGUCUCGUGGUGUCUGCGAGCGAGGACUGCACAGCGCGUGUGUGGUCGACGGAUGGCGCUCUUGUGCAAACGGUUGAGCAUCCUGGAGGAUUGUGGUGCGUCACAGCUUUGCCUGAUGGAGACUUUGCCACGGGCUGCGAUGAUAAAGUCGCGCGGGUGUUUACGCUUGACCCAUCGCGAGUGGACUCGAAUGCAGUGGCCUCAUUCCAAGCGGCAGUGGAAGAUGCCCGGAUCGCAAAGACGCGCGGGCCAAGUGGCGUGGAGAUCGAAGCGCUUCUCGAUUACGACCAACGUGCGCAGGUUGCUGGAAAAUCUGACGGUCAGAUUCAAAUGUUUCGUCGCGGCACCAAAGCUUGGGCAUGUCAAUGGAGCGGCCCGUCCAAGACUUGGAUUGAUAUUGGCGAGGUGACCGGUACUGGUGGCGGUGGCGUAGUGGACGGAGAGGCGUACGAUGUGGUGGUGCCCGUUGAGAUCGAGCUGCCUGGUGGUGUAAAAAAGCUUGAGAUUGGAUACAAUCAGGGCCAGAAUCCGUUUACGGUGGCGCAAGAGUUCAUCGACAAGCACAUGCUAGACCAAGCUUACCUUCGUGAAAUUGCUGACUAUAUCACGCAACGUGUUGGUGACUACCGACCUGCUGUGCUUGGAAAUGACGAUAGUGUGAAUGCUACCGCUAGCUGCAUGGUCACCAAUGAGUCAUCUGGUUCAGCUCACCGUUACAAGUACUUUCCUGUGUCCGGGUACAACACGUUCGAAACAACCAAGAUUUCAAAGCUCAUGAGCAUGAUGCGGCAGUUCAACGACAAGAUGACGGAGACUGAGGAGGAAUCCGUCGUUCUUGCCGACCCGCAGCUGAUAGCGCUCGACCAGAUCGUUCACACCGUCCAGAAUACUGCAUUCUAUCACAGUAGCACGUUUACCGCUUCCGAGAUCUCCGCACUGAGAAGCGUUCUGGACAAGUGGCCAGCGAAAUUGGCUUUUCCGAUUUUGGAUCUUCUCCGGCUUGUGCUGAUACACCCCCAUGGCCCAGUAGCAUUAGGUGCUGCCGGACUGAACUCGCUCGUCACGACAACGCUCAGCUUGGGAUUGCACCCAGGUUCCCAGGACGGAGAUGAAGCGAUACCUGUCGCAACACGCAUGUUAUCGCUGCGCGUUCUAGCAAACAUGUUUUUGCAUGAUGCGGCUCGUGAGGUCAUUCUGGCUCACAAAGACGAAGUGCUGAGUCGAUUGCCGUCAUUCCAGGCCUUCCACAACAAGCUUGUGGCGCUCAGCCUCUCGACCGUUCUGCUGAACUUUGCGCGGGCUCAAGUAACAACACCCGAGUUGCUGUCAGCUGGCGAUCAAGUGACAGUGAUGUCAUUGGCCGCGGAUCUACUCAAUGGUUCGUACACUGUCCAAGAGCUUGGCGACGACACAAUUUUACGUUCGCUCGUCACCAUUGGCACACUUGCGCUAUCUGGCGAUUCGACCGUCAAAGAAGCUGCGGGCGUUCACGCGGAUAUCUUUGCUGCAUCAAAAGUAGCCCAAGUGACAUCCUUGAUCGUCAAAGAAUGUUUUGCCGAGCUUCAGCGCAUUCUCGGAAACUAA